CAACACUACUAUAUAACAAAUAAUUUGAGCCAUGGUUAAUGUAGACGGUGACAUAGUGCGAAUGUUACGCUCGGAAGCUGGCAAGAACCCUACCGUCAGAAUGGCCGGCAGUUUAGCACAAGUUUUGAUUUGCAAGCCUUUCCAUACUAUCUCCAUUCUGCUUCAGGUUGGUUACGAGCCACUUCCUCCGACGUUCAGGCAACCGAGCAUGUUCUUCUUCUCUGGGGGUUAUUACUAUCCUAACAUCUUCAAAUACAUGAAAUAUUUGGCAGACAAAGAAGGAUCCCGCCUAGUCCUCUACCGAGGUCUGACACCCCGACUAGGAGGGGUCUUCAUUACAAACUCUGUCAGGAGUGAGGUGUUAGCGGCACUUCCAGUUUCUACUAGCAAGUGUCCUCCUGAACAGAUUGCUUCUGAGGUAGGGAGGCAGUGCGCAGCAACAGCUCUAGCAGUGAUAACAUCGCAUCCUCUGUUAGUUGUUACAAACCGGAUGAUAGUUUCACUUAUUGGGGGAGAGGAUAAGUACAGUACUGUCACUGGUGCUAUUGCUACUAUCUUCACUGAGGAAGGUCUGUUAGGGUUCUACGCGGGUAUAAUCCCACAUUUAUUGGGAGAGGUAUCUGGUAAAGCUAUUGAGGUUCUCAUUCAAGAGAUAGUCGAGAAAAUGGAGAUAAACAAGAAGUUAGGACUUCCAGCCCCGGCAGAAGGUAAAACUACUCUUCCUGUUUCUGCUAUUCACGGCUUCCUAUCAUACCCACUACAGUUGACUACAACGAUAAUGACGGUUAACAACUGCGGGUUAGCUGUAUCUGAUCUCCCUGCUGUACAGGGUACUCAGGAGGGAUGGUUCGCUUGUAUCAAGGCUCUGUGGAACUCUGGUAACAUUAAAAGAGGUAGUAACCUGAUGUUCGCACGUAAAGCAGCCGACCAGUCAUGGCACACUCCUCCUACACCUGCUGCUGCCUUCGUCGGCAGACAGUCUCCGAGCAUAUUGCAUGAACCUUUGUUCCCUACACCAGUGCCCUUAAAUCAUAACGCAAAUCUUCUUUCAGAAGCGCCACCGAACACUGCAGAAGCUUUAAAGAUUUCUGAAGAGCUUUUGCUCCCUCUUGAUGCGCCUGCCAUCACUGAAGCGCCAUCGAACACUGCAGAAGCAUGGAAGAUUGCUGAUGCACAUUUACUCACUAUCAAAGCGCCUGCCAUCGCUGAAGUUCCAACAGUUGAUGCAGCAUCUGUGAUCCCUGUUGAAGCUUCCCCGAUGACUGCAGUAGCUUGGGCGAUCGCUGAUGCACAUGUGAAGGCUACUGACACCUUGGUCAUCGCUGACGUUCCUGCUGUAGCUGUGGAGAUGAAUUCUACUCUGACAACUCUAAAUGCAGUUGUCGAUGCAGCCGAACCAGUUAUCGAUGCAGUUGUCGAUGCUGCCCCUGCAGUUGUCGAUGCAGUUGUUGAAGCAGCCCCUGCAGUUGUUGAUGCAGUUGUCGAAGCAGCUCCUGCCGUUGUCGAUGCAGUCCAUGCAAUUGUUGAUGCAGCCGAACCAGUUAUCGAUGCAGUUGUUGAUGCUGCCCCUGCAGUUGUCGAUGCAGUUGUCGAAACAGCUCCUGCAGUUGUCGACGCAGUUGUCGAAACAGCCCCUGCAGUUAUCGAUGCAGUUGUUGAUGUUGUUUGUCCAGACGGGACAUGUGGACUACAAGCAGUGGCCUCAGAGUAGAAUCUCUCCAUUUCUCAUAUCACAUGUGCCAUAUGUCCAUUGUCCAGGUAUAAUAGGUUGUCAAUCACGUGGUAUUACUCGUGCUGGAUUGGUUAAGGAUUGAACAUAUUUUGUGGAAGCGGGCCGGUAUGUCUGGUAUGUCUGGUAUUAUUGUGGGUUGGGUAGGUAUGGCUGGUAUGAUAUGAUUAAGGAAACACUUAAAUUCUCGAUAAGAAAUCCCUAUUGACUUAGAAGCAUAGUUUUAAGUCCGUGAGAUUAUAAUAUGGCACACUUGAAGUUUGAACGGCUGCUCGUUAUCAAAUUCAAUUUGAUAUUAAUUGCGGAAGUCGCAUUUUGCCGCAUGGAUGAUGGAUGCAGUGAAGCAGUUAAGUGCUAAUUGCAAGUGCAUCUCUUCAAGAAGUUUAUACAAUUUGAGAUCGGACAUCUUUAAAUACGAUAUUCAGUACUAUCCAGUAAUUAUGAUCAAUUAAGUAAUUAUAAUGUCCCGUAAUUAAUCAAUUAAUUAACUAUCAUUACUCUCUAUAUAAUAUAUUAUAAGGUCUGAUUGGUAAGAUUUUCUGAAGUACGGGUUAUAAAAUGCUGCAGUUUCUUUAUCUUACUCUUAGUUGCAAAUAGUUGUGUUAUUAAUUUAUUAAUAUGUAAGUUUAUCAGAGCUCCUUUAUAAUCUACAGGCGUUUUUGAACGACUCUCAGUUUACGAUUGCAGGUUAAGAGUCAUUAUUUUAAUGGUUAAAUAAGGUGCAUACACGGUUCACAAUAUUACGUAGGGUUUGUGCAAUUAUUUUUUAAAAUGUCUUGUUUGCUUAAUGCUUAAGUUUUGGUUUUACAAAAUUACUUCUUU
Messenger RNA from Bolinopsis microptera, 2551 nucleotides. Its product is annotated as mitochondrial carrier homolog 2-like. NCBI's taxonomy places the organism in Eukaryota, Metazoa, Ctenophora, Tentaculata, Lobata, Bolinopsidae. The record is from RefSeq and is a predicted model, not a curated record. The coding region runs from base 32 to 1711 and encodes 559 amino acids. The transcript is spliced from 12 exons.